AUCACGGAGGUCCCCAGACACGCGUACAAGGAAUAAAGGGAUCUAAAAAUGGAAAUGAGAGAAGAGAUAUUAGGAUGAAAUUAAAAUUUAGCUUGGUUCUGCUCUGUACGUUACAAAGCCACGAACGUAUUGACACACCUGAGUAUUACAGUCGCUUCUUCUUACUUUACUUUGCGUAUGACCCCGCCCUCCCGGCACCUGGGAUUUUUACCUGUCGUUUGACGUCACUUCCUGACUUCCUGAAUCAUCCGCCAUUUUGCCGACUCGAUGUGCGGACACAGAUCUCUUCUUGACUGUCGUUCCACUUGAACCACAUUUGGGUGCCCUUCCACAAGGAUUGUUCUGGGAAACUCCAGUGACUGUUUUUGAAGUGUUUCUCGUAACUGACUAAACAAUAAUGCCUCGUCUUUUCGGUAAGAAAAACAAAAGUAGCGAAAACAUCGCUGACUCCGUGCAACAGAAUCAGAAUGCUGCUGACCCGCCCCACCCAGACGAUACAUCAACAGGUAAUGAAGCCAACGGUGGAUCCAAAGUGACCAGGUCGUCUGUUGAACCACCACAACCAGCACAGCCUCCUAGACCCAAGCUUGUGUUUCACUGUCAGCAGGCUCAUGGCAGCCCCACUGGAAUUAUCUCUGGAUUCACAAACGUGAAAGAGUUGUAUCAAAAGAUUGCAGACUGCUAUGAUUUGGAUGUAUCAGAGAUUUUAUUUUGCACCCUAAACACACACAAGGUUGACAUGACCAGGCUUCUUGGGGGACAGAUUGGGCUGGAGGACUUCAUUUUUGCUCAUGUCAAAGGUCAGCCGAAAGAAGUGGAUGUGACAAAGUCGGAAGAUGCCUUGGGCUUGACCAUCACAGACAAUGGCGCAGGCUAUGCCUUCAUUAAAAGAAUCAAGGAGGGUAGUAUAAUGGACAAUGUACCCUUGAUAGCUGUUGGUGACCACAUCGAGAAAAUCAAUGGAGAAAGUUUAGUGGGCUGCCGGCACUUUGAAGUGGCCAAGAAAUUAAAAGAAAUUCCCAAAGGAACAACUUUUACACUGCGGACAGUGGAACCAAUGAAAUCAGGUUUUUCGAAUAUAGGACCUUCCUCUGGCAAGAAGGGAAGCAGCAGCCUGGGCACAGGGAAACAGACAUUGAGGUUACGCUCUUCUGGACCAGCUACUGUGGAAAUUCCGGAUGAUGUUGUUAAUGUUGCUACUGACAAGAUCAACAACUUGCUGGAGUCUUUCAUGGGCAUCAACGACACCGAAUUAUCCCAAACUAUCUGGGAAAUUGGUAGCAAAGUGGACAACCCUUCAGAUUUUGCUAUUAAAGUGGACGAAUCGGAUCUCCAAGUAUUUGGCUUCACCGACGACUUUGUGUUUGAUCUAUGGGGGGCGAUUUCAGAUGCCAAGAGUGGUCGGUUGAACAAGGCGGCAGAGUUUAACGAGCAGUUUUAAUGUCAAGCCAUCAGAUGUUUCGGUCAUCGUCAUCACCAUCCUCUUCAUUAUGUAUCAUUAUGCAUCAUCACAGCCUUCAUCAUUGUGUUAAAUCUGAUCAAAACUUCAUUAUUUCACUGUACUGGUCUACUGGUCAUCACCAUUAUUUCUGUUUUAAAAAGUUUCUUGUUAUAUUUUUUCCCUAUUGUAAGAUUAGAAAAACUAAAUUGUGAUCUUUUGUAUACUGUUCUCUUUUGCCUUCAUUCCAGCCACAGUCAGGAGUCUGAAUUUUUUUAACACAAAUUAUUUUUAUUAUCAGUGUACAUGCUAUGCUAUUGUUUUUGGAGAGAGUGUCAUUUCGUACUCUUGUUAUCCUCCUGUCAAACUGGUUAAUGUUUUGUUCAUCAACAUUGUAGCCUUUAUCGACACUUCUAUGCAUUGAAUGCUCAACUCAUCUCUAAGUAAAUGCCUCCGUAAUGUGGCCAGAUUUUUCUGCUGUAUACAUGUGAGAAAAUACAUUUUGAUGUUUGUUUUAUAUGUCAGGCUUGGGAGGAACUGCUUUGGAAAAGUAAAGUGUUGCAUAAUGAGUGUUGUGUUCUGCUUUGGAAGAGAGGGGGAAAAAAAGAAGAAAAAUAAGCAGACCUGUUGGUUUACAUAUUUUAGGAAGUUCUUUGACCUGGAAAUUGAUUUUUCAGAAAGCAUUGGAUGACAGAGCUGUUGUGGCAUAGUUUGUUAUGUCAUUUAUUUUACAAAGUUUCCUUUUCUUUUGUUUUGGUGUUGUUGACAAUCAAGUUUGUCUGCCCCCCCAAAAAAAAAAGUUCCUUUUUGGGCUGUACUGGAGGUGACUUUUUUGUGCUCUUAAUGAAUCAUAACUCGUAAAUUGAAGAUCAUCAAAAAAAAAAAGAAUUUAAAAAAAUCUUGUCAUCAUAUUGUAAAUGAACACUGUCAAAACAGAUCCCUUGCAGUUUUAUCCCUGUUUGACUGAAGUACCCCAAGCAUUACCAUCAUUUUCUCUUGUUGAUUUUGGCACUCUUUUGGUGGGAAAACUGUCGCUUGCCGUUGUAAUCUGUUCAUUUGCCUUUCAAUUUUUCCAUACAGUAGUAUAAUUAUUCCUUUGGUUAUAUCAUUUACCUUUGACGGAUUGUUGAAAGUUGUUAAAGAUUUUGGAAGACAUUCCAGGUUUUGUGAUACACGUUCAUUGUUUACUAUGAGAUCUUGGUACUUUUUGUGUGAACAAGACCAGAAGAUUUUUUUCGAUGUAUACAAUUCGAAAACUAAAGAUUUUUUACUUGAUAUAUUUGUUAGAGAAAUUCCAGAGUUGUGCUUCAAUUCUGUGCUAAAAAUAGUUAUAAACACCCGAGUACUUUAGUAUAGGGUAACUUUGUCAUUGCUUUAAAUGGAAAUGAAAACCGUUUUGUGUUGUGUUUUAUUGUUUUGUCUUUGGUUUCCUCUCGACACUUUAGUUCAGGGACAAGUGUGUCUCAAUUAAAGAUGCGACCUUUCGAGAAACUCAAGAUUCCAGAAGUGUACAGUGGGGUACCUUCAUGGUGUCUUGUGUGACAUAUCCAUGUCCAUCUUUUUAUUUACAGCAUCGUCGCUGUCUCUUGUUUGUUUAUUAUCCUGUUAGUUGCGGAAAUGUUACUAGAUCUCGAUGGCACACCUACUCAAACAUUUUUUUAUUUCUUGCCAGGUUCACUUGUUUUUUAAAAUUUGCGGCGUACAAUUUAUUCCCUCCCUCCUUUUUUUUCACAAUAAACCUUUUAACACCCCCACCCCUCGGCCACAUCUUCUUCUCCUUAUUGGUCACAUUUCGUAAGAGGAUGGUCACUUGAGAUGUGCUUUGUAUAUCCUGCUGGUUGGGAAAAAGCUUUUGUUCAUAUGUAGACAAACGUGUGAAAUGGAAAACAUGUCGCUGAUGUAUCCUACAACAUAUCUGCCGCCACUGUUACCAUCAUCGACACCCCCCCCUCCCCCCUCCCCCCUUCUGUUCUCCCCAUUUGCUUGCCUUAGGACUCUCACUCAACCUUCAGUGACACUCGUGUGGGCCGUCCUGCCUGGUUACUGCGAGCUGUAACUAGAGUGUUUUGACAAACUAGAGUUCUCCAUGUCACUUAUUCUGAAUGCUUUGUGUUUGACUGAUGCGCAGGUUAUUUCAUUUUCUGACUGAGAACCCUGUGGUUGUGGUAUUGUGGGUGCUCUGCUUGAGCAGCCUGCUCCAUCAUUGUUUUGACCUCAUAUUGUGUCCCGUCUUCAACAGAAUAUGAUGCCGUCAUAUAUACUACCCUGUUGUUUUUGUUCAGUGUUGGUAAACUUUAAAGAGUGCUGAGAAUUCCAAUGCUUCUCAGGAACCAGCCCUUUUGCUUUAGUUGCAAA
This is a messenger RNA of Aplysia californica (California sea hare), 3793 nucleotides long. RefSeq names its product PDZ domain-containing protein GIPC1. Gene Ontology annotation, molecular function: protein binding. The coding region runs from base 398 to 1441 and encodes 347 amino acids. NCBI's taxonomy places the organism in Eukaryota, Metazoa, Mollusca, Gastropoda, Aplysiida, Aplysiidae. The record is from RefSeq and is a predicted model, not a curated record. The transcript has 5 exons.